Molecule: messenger RNA, 5830 nt
Organism: Choloepus didactylus (southern two-toed sloth)
Lineage: Eukaryota; Metazoa; Chordata; Mammalia; Pilosa; Megalonychidae
Gene: FBXO40
Product: F-box protein 40
Exons: 3
Coding region: 45-2177 (710 amino acids)
Cellular component (GO): cytoplasm
Molecular function (GO): zinc ion binding; ubiquitin protein ligase activity; protein binding
Source: RefSeq, a predicted model, not a curated record
AUAUUUUCCCCUAGACUUAAGAAGCAAGAAGAAAUUCGGAAGCUAUGGGUAGGGCACGCAGGCCUGCACCUGGGCAACACAAGCACUGUGAGGGAUGCUUCAAUCGCCACUGCCACAUCCCCGUGGAGCCCGACGUCUCCUGCCUGGUGAUAAACUGCCAUUUGCUCUGCGGCGCUACCUUCCACAUGUGCAAAGAGGCAGAGCAUGAGCUCCUCUGCCCUUUAGAGCAGGUUCCGUGCCUCAACUCCGAAUAUGGCUGCCCACUUUCCAUGUCCCGCCACAAGCUGGCCAAGCACCUGCAGGUGUGCCCCGCCAGUGUGGUCUGCUGCUCCAUGGAGUGGAACCGCUGGCCAAACGUGGAGUCUAAAACAACCCUUUAUGAAAAUAUAAUGAAAGAGGCACCCAGUGAAGAGUGUUUGGACACUGCCCUGGCCCUCCAGGACCAGAAGGUCCUUUUCAGAUCCUUGAAAAUGGUAGAACUUUUCCCUGAAACCAGAGAGACCACUGAGGAGGAACUGGCUAUGAAUGGUGAAGCCACUUGGGAGGAAAUGGGAGGAGCUGUGGGUGGAGCUGACGCCAGUUUGGCACCACAUUGCUCUCUGUCAGUGACUAAGGGAGAGAUGCCAGAGUUGAGUCAAGAAGAACGAGAGACAUUAGCCAAAACCAAAGAAGGGAUGGACCUGGUCAAAUUUGGCAAGUGGGAAAAUAUGUUCAGCAAAGAGCACACAGCCUGUGCUUUAACAAAUUCAUCAGCGAGCUCUGAGGGCAAGAGCAGGGAUGACCCAGGGAGAGAACAGAUUUCCAGCAUCAAUAAUGUGGUGGAAGGAGAGGGAGAUGCCAAAGGGAAAGAACCACAGGAAAACCAGCAACAGCAGGACUUUCACACAAUUAUGGAAACAACAGGGCUUGCCCCCUGGCAGGAUGGUGUUCUAGAAAGAUUAAAAACAGCUGUGGAUGUAAAGGACUAUAAUAUGUAUCUGGUGCACAAUGGGCGGAUGCUUAUUCACUUUGGUCAGAUGCCUGCUUGCACACCUAAAGAGAAAGACUUUGUUUAUGGCAACCUCGAGGCUCAGGAAGUUAAGACUGUUUACACCUUCAAAGUACCUGUGAGCUACUGUGGAAAGCGGGCUCGAAUUGGAGAUGCCAUGUUGAAUUGUAGGCCAAGUGAACACAAAGCAAUAGAUACUUCAGAUUUGGGCAUCGCUGUGGAGGAAUUGCCCAAAUCAGAUCUCAUCAAGACCACCCUUCAGUGUGCUUUGGAAAGAGAACUCAAAGGUCAUGUCAUCUCUGAAUCCAGGAGCAUCGAUGGGCUGUUCAUGGAUUUUGCCACACAGACAUAUAACUUUGAGCCAGAAUAUUUUCCCUCUGGGACUGUGCUGGCUGACCUGAUAACUGCUGCCAGCCCCAGGGGGCUCCAUGUGGAGCUCUACAGCGAGUGUGUGACCAGGAGACACAACAAGAGUAGCUCUGCCUUCACUUUCACUUGCAGCAAAUUCUUCAGGAGGGAUGAAUUCCCCUUACACUUCAAGAAUGUCCACACAGAUAUUCAGUCAUGUCUCAACGGCUGGUUUCAGCAGCGAUGCCCCUUAGCCUACUUGGGAUGUACAUUUAUUCAAAACCAUUUUCGUCCCCCAGGGCAAAAGGCAAAAGUGAUCUAUAGUCAGGAGCUCAAGACCUUUGCCAUCAAGCCAGAGGUGGCUCCUGAGCUGAGUGAGGGAACGAAGAACAAUCAUCCCUCAGGCUGUGGAGGAAAAAGUAAAAAUUCUCUAACCAGCCUGCCCCUGGAAGUUUUGCAGUACAUUGCUGGGUUCUUGGACAGCAUCAGCCUGUCCCAGCUUUCACAGGUGUCUGUGCUGAUGAGGAAUAUCUGUGCCACUUUGUUACAAGAAAGAGGGAUGGUCCUCCUGCAAUGGAAGAAGACGUAUUCCCAUGGAGGCACCUCCUGGAGAGUCCAAAGAGAGAUUUGGCAGUUCAGCAGCCUCUUCUCCAAAAUCAAGAGCUGGGAGUUUAAUGACAUCACCUCCAUGUCUGAGCACCUGAAAGUCUGUCCUUUCAACAUCGUAGAGCACAAGACUGAACCCAUUCUUCUGACCAGCAUGUGUCAGCCCCAUGAGAAGGCCCGAGAGACCUUGGUCUCCACGUUUCAACCCAGACCACAAGGAAGAAAUACCUACUAAGGACUCAGACAUCACCAUUCUUGGAUUCUCCCUUGGAGUCACUGAAAGUAGGAGAGAGUGUGGUUUUGAGGACUCCCAUCUAUAAACUGCAUAUGUGCAUCUCUGUGUGUAAUAGAAUGUAUAGUGUCUUUCAAAACCCGAGCAGUCACACAAGGAAUAAGAAUUUCCUAAGUCAUGGUUUGUAGAAUUGUUAUGGUGCCAUAUUGAUUGAUUUCCUUGCCUUAUUUUCCCUAAAAUAAAUUAGUCUGCAGAGAAAAUUUGGUAACCUUGAAGCCAUUUAGAAGAUGAACCCAUAUCCUUAGGUGAAGAAAGCAAUGAAAUUCCAUAACCAGUAAAGACAUGUGCUUUUAGAAAGGGCAUUUUAGUUUCUAAAGCAUUUUCAAACUCGUGUGGCAGGCAAUGCAGAGCUGAGGACUGUGGUUCAGAGAGACCCCUCCCAGAGCACUCAGGGUGAAGAGCACAUGGUUGGAAGGUGCUGGGAGCCUCUGUCUAGAACCAAGUCCAGGGCUUUUUUUCCUCACCCCACUGCUUUUAAGCCCAUCAAGUCACCACAGAGCCCAACAGAAAAGAGCACCCUGGCUGAGCACAGAGGGCCUCUGGGGAUACCACAGGUUAAAGGAUGCAAGGCAGAAAUGAAGUCACAGAGUAUGUUGUGUAUGAUCUUGGGUAACAUGUAGAAGGAAGGCCUUAAAAAACUGAGGAGAAUCCAAAGGAGACCCUAUAUUAAUGGAGAAAAAUAGAACAAAUGUCCAAGUCUGUUUGUUUUUUUGUUUUGUUUUGUUUUGCAUUUUAACAAUGACUUAGAGUCAAGCUUCUUUUCUUCCAAAAGUUAUGUUCUUGGAAAGUUCUAGAUAGGAGCUAUAAAUAAAUCAAGGUGCCAGAUGGUCUGGAUAGGGAGAGCAUAAGCACAGCCCAGUAGUUACCCUGUGCUGCCUGAUAUGAUAUCAAGAUGCUAACCUCAACCUCAGUGUCAUGCCAGAAUGGAGAACCAAACAUUUGGCAAAGUCCAAACAAGGCCCAGUGCAGUUCCUGUGGCACUAGCCACCUAGUCCUAGACAACACUUGGGUACCUUCUGGGGGACCUUGGGGAGGAAGACAUGUGAACAUGGUGGUUCCCUGAAAUUACUCCUUCCUGUUGCUGGCCAUGACUCCAGCCUGUCUAAAAUGGGUGAUAAUGCCAGUUUUUGGUAACAAACAGUGAAUAAUCACAAGAACAGAGAUAAAAAAUACACAAUAGAAACUGGCAUCCCUGAAAGCAGGGUUUCUCAACCAUGGCACUAUUGGAAUUCUGGUCUGGAUAAUUUUUUGUUGUGAGGGCCUGUCCUGUGCAUUGUAGAAUGUUUAGUAGCAUUCUUGGCCUUUAUUCAUUAGCUGCUGGGAGUACUCUCACACUAUGACAAUCAAAAAUGUCUCUAGACAUUGCCAAAUGUCCUCUGUGGGACAAAAUCACCCCCAGUUGAGAACCCUUGCACUAAAGGAUGACAUACCAGAGAUGAAAGUUAGAAUACACUUGUUUUUUAGCACAGCAAAAUUUUAUCUUACAUAGUUAUCCUUAAUGGUUUAAUGCAUCUCUCCUUUAGUUAUUUAUAACAGGUUUUAUACAGAUGGUGAUUUUAAGGUGGGAACCAAAUAGAGCUGAUUUAUUUGAUGUGGCUUCAUGUCCUUGGGCCAUGUACAAGAAGUCUUUCAGCUCUAAAUGUAGCUGAAGCCAUUUGUCUUUGUUUAUAGCCCUGUCAUCUUAGUUGGUGCCAAGCAAGUAAGAAUUAGGGGAAGGGAGGACAAGUAUUAUUGGGGAGCAGAGAACAAAGAACUUGGCCAACAGAAGAAAGAGUCUAGUCAAUCUGUCUGCUUGUUAUUGCCUGGGUCCCUUUCUGAAUAUGGUUUAGAUCUGGUUUAUAUGAAGUUGAUGCCACUUCUAAGAAGGGUCAAAGAGUGCAUUAGAGCAAUUCCCCAAACAAAAUAUGCUUUUAUUUUCACUUUAAUGUGCCAUGUGUUACUAUUUGGUAAUGUAACUCUAUUUUUCCCAAAUACCUAUUGUUUGCUUUAUAUUUCAUGUUUGUAAAGAAGUCACCAUUAUAUAAAUAUCACUAGAGUGUGAUCUAAGGUUUGAUUAUGGUUUAUUCAGUGAAGAGGAGUAAAUGGAAACCACCAAACACCGAAGUGAGAAAGAAGGAAGAGAGUUCACCUCAUACCAGUCUCAAGUUAUUUGAAUCUAGUCCUUCCUAUUUGGAAGAAAAAACUCACUCUGGGUUUCUUAUUUUAUUAGAAAAAAGAGAGAAAGGGGAGCAUCAUUUUGUGGAGAGGGCAGAUGAAGCAGAAGAGAAGCCUUUUAGAGAGACUGUGGAUUAGACAGCAGAUAAUUUGGUUAGUGAUAAGAAAUGGUAAUAAGCAGCACGAGCAGGGUGCAUUAUCUGACAGAGGCCAGACAGCUAGACACGGCUGUGGAUUAAGGAGCAGCUCAGAGGACCUGAAGAGGGAGUGUGUACCCAGAAAUAGGAGCCUGGAUUGGGAAGUCUAUGAGCUGAGCCCUGGAUGAGUAUCACCAUCAAGAAUGUCAGAGCAAAGUAGAGAGCCGCUGAACAUGAAGGGAGAAAGACUUUGUUGCCUUCGUUUUAUAGGAAUUUGGAAAAAAGAAAUUCUAUCUUAUAAUGAAGGGAAAAGCAAAAACCAAGGUGGAACCUUGGAGAUGUAACCAGGAAAGCCACUGUAAGAGCCUGAUUUAUGUGUGUAGUCAAAUCAAACUGAAGUGAAGAGUGAGAUUGUGUAUUUCUAUGGUGACUUACUGCUAUUUAUUAGAAAUCCCAGUAUCUCUAUAAGUGAAAAUAAAAGCUACUUUAACUCUGAAAGGCUAACUGGGUGAAUUUGUAAGUUCUAGAGACAGAUUUGGGAUCCAAUGGCAUAAAAGUCAUCACUGAAGCCAGAGGGGUGUGUGUCUGGAAGAAGAGCCUAGGAAUGAGCCUGGGGGAUGCAGUGCUCUAGGCACAUGGGCAUCUCACCAACUCUGUGAAGUCCUGAAGCCACUGUGUAUCUCAGUCACAAUCCUAGCCCUCCUUGUUCCCACUGCCCUCCAACUGAGAAAGCUGAACUCAGCUUCAGAUACUGGGUAUGAAACAACCAAAGAUCUCCUAAACCAAAUCCCUGACUUAUUUUGAGUUUACCCUAGGAUCCCCUAUCUCUGACCUUACUGAGGCUGGACCCAAUGGCUUGGGGCUGGGAUAAACCCACUUUGCCCUGGCUUCCCAUUCUCCUUCAUGACAAUAAUUUGCUUGGUGAUUUGCUUAUUGCCCAUUACACGUCCAAAUGUCCUUGCCUCUUUUCCUAACUGUCUUAGCCCUGGACAGGCAGAAGCUCCAUGUCUUCCUCCAUCCACCCUCUUCCCUGGCUAUUGAUUUCAGUCACCCAGCUACAAGGCAGCCUGGAAUUUCUCAAACAGAGGUCGCUCUCUCUGGCUCAAAAUCCUCUUAACACCUCACCUGAGUCUCUAGUCAUUUAGCUUUAAUCUUUUCUCUUGGUCAACCUCCUUAUUCUUCUUUCCUAUCAUGAGAUCAUCAUGGCCACUGAAAGAGAGUGGUCAUUACUCCCAGGCCGGUUUCCCACAACUGCUAAAGUCAGUAGAGGUUGAACUUUAAUGUGGACACUACAUGGCUCCCUGU